Molecule: messenger RNA, 3322 nt
Organism: Pristis pectinata (smalltooth sawfish)
Lineage: Eukaryota; Metazoa; Chordata; Chondrichthyes; Rhinopristiformes; Pristidae
Gene: myb
Product: v-myb avian myeloblastosis viral oncogene homolog
Exons: 15
Coding region: 207-2111 (634 amino acids)
Biological process (GO): regulation of DNA-templated transcription
Cellular component (GO): nucleus
Molecular function (GO): DNA-binding transcription factor activity, RNA polymerase II-specific; RNA polymerase II cis-regulatory region sequence-specific DNA binding
Source: RefSeq, a predicted model, not a curated record
AAGCAAAGAUCAACGACGGCCUUACCGGGGAGAAAGGGGAGGGGGCGGAGAGAGAGAGUAAGGAGUUUCCCCCCUCACCACCACUACCCCUACCUCUCCUCAAACAAUAUAAAAGCCAGCAGCAACAGCACCGUCGGCUCCCUGGGGGUUUUCAGCGCCGUGUCUUGACCGAGGGAGAGGGGGGGGGGACGGAGGACUGCAGCCCCAUGGACGGCUCCUUCGGUUUAUAUAGUAGCGAUGAGGAGGAAGAAGAGAUUGAAAUGUUUGAUCAUGAUUAUGAUGGUCCUCAACCAAAGUCUUGUAAACGCCAAUUAAGUAAAACACGAUGGACACGCGAAGAGGAUGAAAAGCUGAAGAAACUCGUUGAACAACAUGGAACAGAAGAUUGGAAAGUUAUUGCCAAUUUCCUCCCUAACCGGACUGAUGUGCAGUGCCAACACCGAUGGCAAAAAGUUCUAAAUCCUGAACUCAUUAAAGGUCCUUGGACAAAAGAAGAAGAUCAAAGGGUAAUAGAACUUGUGCAAAAAUAUGGUCCAAAGCGCUGGUCUGUUAUUGCAAAGCACCUAAAAGGGAGAAUAGGAAAACAAUGUCGAGAACGGUGGCACAAUCAUCUGAAUCCUGAAGUGAAAAAAACUUCCUGGACAGAGGAAGAAGACCGAGUUAUAUAUCAAGCACAUAAAAGACUUGGAAAUAGAUGGGCAGAAAUAGCAAAGCUACUUCCUGGAAGGACUGAUAAUGCUAUCAAGAACCAUUGGAAUUCCACAAUGCGUCGUAAAGUAGAGCAAGAGGGCUACCUGCAGGAGUCUUCUAAAACAAGCCAGCAGCCAGUUACAACAAAUUUUCAAAAAAAUAACCUUAUUUUGGGUUUUCCACAUACUCCUCCAUCUACCCAGUUAUCAACCAGCCAACCCCAAGUCAAUGGUGACUAUGCAUACUUUCAUCUUCCUGACCCACAAGAGAUUUCCAAUCAGAUGCCCUACCCGGUUUCUCUGCAUGUGAAUAUGGCCAAUGUUCCCCAACCAGCCACUGCGGCUAUUCAGAGACACUAUAAUGAUGAAGAUCCUGAAAAAGAGAAAAGAAUAAAGGAAUUAGAGUUGCUACUAAUGUCGACUGAAAAUGAACUGAGAGGGCAGCAGGCAUUACCAACUCAAACUGCUGAUUACACUAGCUGGAAUGGUACUGUAGUCAUUGAUAAUGCAGGAGCUCACAACAGGAGCCUGGCCAUUACUUGCCUCGGGGAGCAUCGACAACCCGGACAUCCACCUCAUAUGGAUCUUGGUUCCUUGCCUGAAGAAAGUGCAUCACCAGCAAGAUGCAUGAUUCAUCCUAAUGGAAUACUCUCACCUUUGAGAAGUGCUCCACAUUCUGAUUACACAGAAGCACUUCAACUCCUAGACUCAUUUUUAAAUACAUCUUCAAGUGAUCACCUAGAAGUGGAAUCUCCUGCAUUAACCUCUACACCAGUGUGGCAAUCAAAAGGUUGUUUAACUCCUCUACAUCGUGACCAAACACCUAAGACUCAAAAAGAAAAUGAUGCUUUCAGAACUCCAAAUAUCAGAAGAUCAAUAUUAGAAGGCUCACCUAGAACACCCACACCCUUUAAAAAUGCACUUGCAGCCCAAGAAAUCAAAUAUGGAUCCUUGAAAGUGCUGACACCAUCUCAUCUUGCUGAAGAUAUACAAGAUGUAAUUAAGCAAGAGACUGAUGAAACUGAAAUUAUAAAUAGUUUUCAUGAAAAUGGCCAGCCACUUUUAAAGAAAAUUAAGCAAGAAGUGGAGUCUCCUGAUAAGAAAAUGAGGAAGUUUUUUACAUUGGCACCAUGGGAAAGAGAACACUUGAAUACUCAGCUUUUCUCCCAAAGUCCUUUAGAAGAAGUACCUAUGCAAAAUCUCCUGACUAGUUCUGUAUUAAUGAUGCCUGUAUCAGAGAAGACAGAUGAUAUUCUUAACAAAGCAUUUACUGUACAAAUGAGCAGGCAAAUGAACAGUCCUUUACAGUUUGUGAAUACUUGGGAGGCUGUGGCAUGUGGAAAAACUGAAGAUCAACUUAUUGUAACUGAGCAAGCACGGAAAUAUAUGAACACCUUCUCUGCCAGAACAUUAGUUAUGUAAUCUUCUCCAACUAAGCAUUAAGAAGUUUUGAAACACUUGCUGUUGAGUCAUGAUCAACAUUUCUUCUCAUUAAUUUCCAUUGAUGUAGUCUUAAAAAAAUGUUGUCCUACAAAAUACAGAAUGUCACAAAUUGCAUUCUUCACUAAGUAGGUUUCGCUUGCAUUUGUCAGAUAUUUCACCAGUCAAAAAGACAAAUAUCAGAUUUACUUACAUUACAAGAUGCUUGAAGUUACAAAAACGACUCUAUAUUUAACAAAAAAAUGUUGAAUUACUAUUUUCAAAUAUGGAGAGCAAAUUGGAACAUAUCAGUAUUUCUUUUGUAUUGGUGGCAGAUAAAGCAAUUGAUCUUCACAAGUAUUUGAUUGAUUGCUGUAAUUUAAACCUGUAAGUUAAUAAAUUAAAUUAAAUGCACUGAUGACAAAAUAGAGAUAUAGCAUUACUACAAACCAAAUUAGAUUAAAAAAUGUCAAGCUUUCGAAUAUAUAAAAUUGGGUUUGAAGUAUUGUUUUUGUUUGCUCUUUUUUGGUCUGAAUUCGAGCCAUAUAUUAUAUAUACAUACACACACACAUAUAUAUUAUAUAUGUGCACGUGUGUGUGUAUUUGUGUGUAGCUUGCAUAAUACUGAUACUGUAUGUAAAAAAAAAGGUUUUAUGUAUGAAAAAUGUAUAUUUUAUUCAAUAAGUUAAUUUUGUAAAUGCCAAAUGGAUAAUGUUGUGCUGCUAAUAACUUUAGCAUGUAGACGUGCUGCAUGAAAUGGGCAGUGGAGUUAUCAGAGAAAAUGGUGUUAACUGAUCAAAAAUGCACUGGUAGCUAGUAUUUUUUAAAAACCUAGCAUUUUCAAAUACAAACUUUUUGGGAAGUGAAAUAUUUUGUCUUAUAAUGACAAAAUGCAUAUGAUGCACCUUUUGUAUUGUGGGAGAACACUGAUAUAUUCACUAAUUUUUUUACUUUUGUCCCAUUCAUUUCAUAUUUAACUCAAGGCACUAGCCCAGAUGUACUUUCAAUUCAUUGAACAACACAUGCAAGAAGUCUUGGCUUUAUUUUACUGCCAUAUCAAAUGCCUCUGGCAUACAUGUACUAAACACUUUGUUUUAAAACACAAUAGGUGAUUGUCAAAAUGUGCUGCCUUGCUAUCAGCUAGGUGCAAAUCAACUGCACUUACUUCUUGACUAUGUUGUAUAUCAACUGCCAUGUACAUAAAAUAAACUGUU